Molecule: messenger RNA, 7554 nt
Organism: Cladocopium goreaui
Lineage: Eukaryota; Dinophyceae; Suessiales; Symbiodiniaceae
Source: the annotation of a GenBank genome assembly
AUGGACGAGAAUGAGACCUUUCGCGUGGUGUUCAAGCGCGUGGCCGUCCGCAAGUCGCCCUCCGUCACCGCGGAGAUCGUCAACGCCGAGACGAAGGGCGCCACGGUGACGGGGAAAGUCUCGAGGGUCCAAGGGAAGUUGUGGCUCCAGCGGUCGGAUGGACCCGGGUGGAUGCUGAUGGAUGGGACCAGCCUUGGCUUAGGAAAGUUGUUGGAAAGGCUCCCAGCCACGAAGAUGGCUUGUGGCAACAUUGGUGAACGUCUCUGGCACUCGCCUCUACGCGAACUUCCACAGCCCCAAUGGGCGCCCAGACAUGGCUAUGUAGCGCUGUCGGGUGGCCUAUCUGCUACGGGCUGGCGGAAUAUCUGGGUCUUGGGUGGAAUCAUUCCGAACCUGGGCUAUUCCGACGACAUUUGGCGCAGCGUGGACGGGGGAACCUCGUGGGGCCUGGUGCCUGCGGGAAUUCACUGGAGCCCCCGAUCCGAGUUCGGAUGCUGCGGCGGGUCCACCGCACCGGAACCGAAACCCAAAGGUGUGAUCUACGUGGUGGGCGGCCAGGGUGCCCCCGGUCUGCUGGCCGACGUCUGGGCCUCCGACACAGCAGGCCGCUCCUGGGCUCGGAUCUGUCCCCGUGCACCCUUCGGGCCCAGGACGGGGGUAGCCUGCGCAACGGUGCCGGGGAAUCCCCUGGUGCUGGUGGUGGCGGGGGGCGUAUCGGAUGAUGUGCAUAGAGAUUUAUGGGUGAGUCAAGAUGGUGGUGUGACUUUCUCCAUGCUAUCUUUGACCAUGCCCUUGGGUGUUGGCCUCAUGAAGUGGCCUCCCCAUCUGCUGUGCGCCUCCCGCGCCAUCAAUGGACGCUUGGGGCUCUGGUGUCUACGCCUCAACCUGGGAGAUGCUGUGACGGCGGAACUGGAACCGCUGGAUGAAUUUUCGCAGAGCUUUGAUAGUGAAUGGAACCACGAAUUGCCCAAAGCUCCCAGGUUUGGCCUGGAUUUAGAAGCUAACGCGGCGAUCAGCUUUGAUAAAACUGCAAACUUGCAAGCGCAAAGCCUACCCGAUCUAAAAUCGGUCUCAAGUCCUUCUCCCUGGGAUUGCGAAAAUCUGCCACUGGAGAAGAUGUCGUGUCACGUUCCUCCAGAUUCUUGCUGGGUUGUUUGCGACAUGGAUGCGGCCCACACCCGUGGACAUGGGAAGAUCUAUGUGCUGACUGAGGAUCGAUGUUUUGCCUCUGACCGACAGCAGUAUCGAGCACAGGAUCAUUUCGUCAAGCUGCUGGGCUUUCGACUUCAGUUGACCCAUGGCCUUCCGAUGGAUCUCUGGUUGGGACGUGUGAGGCCCUGCCUCUUGCCACGGCCUCGGCGCUUUGCCGGUCUGGACCCGGAUCUGAAAUGUGACUACCUGGACCCCAAGAUGCCACUUCCGGAGGCCGAAGUGGAGGUCUGUCUGCAUAUCUCGGACAAUGGGGCUGCUUCUCCACCAGGUGAAUUGGCAACUGGCACCAGCUCAUCCUCGAAGAGGAAAGACCGUUCGGAGCCGACACGCACAGGCGAGCGAGCGCUGCGGAUAUCGGGUCUAGAUGACUCCAUCAAGAAUGCUCAGCGCAUCAUGGGAACCUACGACCAGCAGGGAGAACACAAUGGGCGCCCCAUCUUUGUGAAGGAUGACAAGGCGAAACCCAGCGUCUUGUUCUUCCACGCUGAGAAGGACAAAUGGCGGAUCGCCAAAUCCGUCAGCGAGCGAGGUGACUUUGCUCACGUCAAGGACCACGCGGAGUUGCCUUGGCAAAUCGGACGGGCUUGGAAGGUCUUCGACGGUGAAACCUAUCGGGAGGUUUCGAUGACCGUGGAAGUUCUUUCCACGUGCCCCGUCCUUCGCAUCGCUUCGCCUGGGAGGCCUCCGCCACCUCCGCCGGCUUUGGGGCUGCCGAAACUGCCGAAGCCGGACGUGGAUGAGAUCGGGCUGGAUCUGCUGGCGCGGCUACCGCAGGACGCCCCAGAGGGUCAUGCGGCCCAUCAUGCGGUGAACUGGGACGGGCAACGGCACCGUGCCUUUUUCUACUUCAACGGCAAUCGCUUUGAUGUCGCGAAAUCUCGUGCGCGAUCCCAAAGCAGCGCCAUGAUUAUCGGCCGCUCCUGCUACGUGAAGCUGCUGAGUGGCUGGAGUAUCGACCAGGCCUUGACCUUCCGGGAUAUGACCUUUCAACAGAUCAGAGAAAAUCCCGAAGCUGGUGAUACCGAUGACGAGGAGGACUCGAUCGAGAGCUUGGGAGCCCAGUUGGAAGACAGGAAGGAGGGCAGCCUGCGGCCUGUGCAUUUUGUGUGGCCCGCAACUCCCAGUAUGAGCAGCUGUGCCUAUGCCCAUGGCCUGUUGGAAGAGGAAGAGAAGCCUCUCAUGAACAAAUGCCUUGGCAAGUGGUACUUGUCGGUGUUAAUGUUCGCAACCAUGGUGCUGGCAGUGGUGUUUUGUUUGAUCGCGGCCAUUCAGACGCAGUCGAAACUGCCUUCCAGGGUGGACGAGCAGCACUUCACCUUCAUUCAGGAGCUUCAUAAUCUAAGCCUCGUUUGGCAGGUGCGACAGCCCACAAGGGAAGGUGCAGGAGUUGUCUCGGAGGUUCUUAUUGAAGAUGAUGGUGACUUCUCGGAGCUCAUGACUUCGGAAACCGUGCCCUUCGAGGAUAUCGAGACAGGGGUCUUGACAAUGGCAAAUUACGUCGCGCACUAUAACACCAUCGCAAUUGGUCCAUCGCAAAAAACAUUUUGGGCACCACUGCUGAAUGAAAACACGGUGCACCACAUAUUCCGAGAAAAGCACGAGGCCCUGCACAACAUCCAGCCCACAGAUCUCAACAUCGUCGAAGCAGUUUCAAUACUCUAUACCAUUGCAGCCUCAGGCACAGAGAUCGAAUCAAACAAGCAUGUGGCAUACUCCUUCAACUUGAUGACCUUUGUAGUAGUCACAACUAGUCCAGUUGAUGGUAGUCUGUCCAGCAGCAGCGAUACAGAAGAGGAAUCCUCCCGUGAGGCUAAGACUGCCCCAAAGGCGGAGCCUGCAGGCGCACUGGAUGGUGAACGAAAACAGUUGCUAUACGUGGCCAUGGGUUUUUGCAGAAGGGAACUCCUAAUCUUCGUGUUGGAAGUUCUCAACAUGAGAACAUCGGCGAGAGAAAAGGGAAAGGCGGCCGACCAACGACAUGUUUUCCUUGGAAGUACUGAUGUUUGUAGGGCCGUUUCCUACCGAGCAGAUCCCAACUUGGUAGCGGAGCCCAUGGAAGCUCUGCGGCGAUGCUGCCAAGUUGGGGUCUGUUUGGUCUGCAGAAGUUUGCUUGGUGCAGUGAUCAUUCUAGGUGGUAUGCUUGCAUUGCUGGAGUAUGCGUUUACUGACCUCGAUGCAUUGAGUGUGCCAACUGACGCGGACAACGUCCCGUUGCAAUGGUUGACUUCGAGCACCACCAGCCCGCAGAUCGAACAGACUCUGACUUGGAGCAAUGUGAAUGAGCCCAAUGUGCAAACAACAACAGGUUUUAGAAUGUCUUUGACGGUUGAUGUGACAGUGGAUUCAGACGGCAGUAUGGCUUUUUCAGUUGUGAAUGAAACUGAUUUUUCUGAAAGAUUUCACGAUGUCAGCCGGGUUCGAGACGAAACGACAGAUGAUUUUCACCGGACACGGAUGAGAGCAGUUGGUUUGGCAAACAGUGCAUUGCUUACGGCAGGCUUUGCAGUGAACUGGACGGGCCUUUCAUGGCUGUUGUUACAAUCCCUGGGAUUGAAUGCCGAGAUGUGGGAUAGACUGCUGGCCCCGACCGGGGGAUUGAUGCCGCAAAAUGAGAUGCAGGAAUAUGCCUUCGCCAGAAAGAAAUGGCGUCGUAUUUCCAGCAAGUUUCCCAGAAGGUACCGAAAGUUUGGUAAAGGUGGAAAAGGUGGUAAGCCAGCAUAUGCCUCUUUCCUACCACCACAGGCUUUUGCAGGGGGUAAGGGUGGUCCCAAUCCAAAGGGUGGUUUCCGAAAGAAGAACCCCAAGGAUAAAUCUGGUCAAGUGAUGCGUUGCAAUGUUUGCCAAUCAGAUGAACACCUGUGGCGCAAAUGCCCAAAGCGCCCACAGCAAGAUGGUUCAUAUGCCACUGGUAGUGGAUCCAAUCCUGCAACACAUGCACAUGCCACCAUGAAUGCACCUCAGCCACAACAACAGCUUGCUUUGAUGCCAACGAACCAAUCCUUAAUGUGGGGUAAUGCAACCAAUGCCUCGCUUCCAGGUGUGCACUUCUUUGGCGCCGAGAUGGAGCAGCUUCGCAGCAUUUCUGAUGCAGGCAGUGUGGUCUCGGCAUCCAGCCGAAAGAGAUCAUCCGAUCAUGCUGAAGCGUCCACACCAGAUCAGCCCAGUAAAGCUAUGCCGAAGUUUAGCCCUGGAUUUUUCCCAAAAGCAUCCGUUGCAGCAUCCGAGCAUUCGCCUGCAGCCGCAUCCGGCCAUGCAUCCGAUGUUGCAUCUGUCCAUGAAGCAUCCGGUAGUUUUGCAAGCCCUGAAGUUGAAAAGUUGAUUGAAGUUGCCAGUGAACCACAAUCACCACCACCAGCACGACCGCCGAAAAUGACUUCAAUUCGUCUUGGAGUUUCAGGUUCAACUGCAGCCGAUGAUGCCCACAUGCCAAAGACAUCUCAAGAUGUGCCGAUUGAUGAUCCGUCUCCUGUUUCAGGUUUUGCCGGACGACCUGUCCGAAUGAGCCGUGAGGAACAGCAAGAAGUCAGACAGCAGUCUGUUCAAGGUUUGCACCAAUUGAUGAUGGGUUUUGAACAAGUUGCAGGCAGACAUGAUGCAGUUCCGAAUGCCGCUGUUUCUGGAGUUCCCCGUCAGGUGCUGAGCCUUGAAUCUCAGUUGACUGGAGUAGCACAGCCAGGGAAUCAAAUGAUGAUGAUGCAAUAUCAGCCACUUGCGUUUGGUGUUCCUGGCAUGAACAUCGGUCCUGCACUUCCGAAGAUGGGAUUUACUCCACCGAAUGUUUUUGGCAGUUCAUGCAUGGGUUCCGGAAGAAGUGGAUCAGGCACCCAAGGGCAACAACAUGGCCCUCCAAGCGGCGGAUCGUAUCCCUGGUGGGAAACUGACACAAACAAAGAGGAUGAAAAGAUGAAGUCCACAACAGAAGGCACCUACCACCUCAGAACGCGCCUGCGUUCAGGUGCCGUUGGAUUGCUGGUUGAUCCUGGAGCGCAUGACAAUUUGAUCGGUGAGUUGACAGCUCAGCAGAUGUGCCAAGAGUUGAACACUGAGCUGGAGCACAGAACCCUUGACAAGCCUCUGCCAGUCGAGGGAGUUGGCAAGUCAGCCCAAGUUGCCAACAAGUCAGCCUGUGUUAGCAUGUCAGUUCGCAGUGCACUUGGCCAGGUCAAUGACGCCACCUACACGGCGCCGAUCAUACCUGACAGCAUGCUGCCUCCACUUUUGGGCAACAAAACACUGAGAAAGAUGCAGGUGAUUUUGGACUGUGGAUCAGGAAAGAUGAUCAUACCAGGCCCAGGUGGAAUCGAGGUGAAGAUGAGUCCAGGAAGCCAUGUCUAUGAGCUGGAGCUUUCCAACAGUGGCCACUGGAUUUUGCCUUUGCAUGCCCAAAGCCAAGAUGCCAUGCAGACCGAUCAGCAGGACUACGUCAACGUCUUCUCCAAGAGUACGGCCUUAAGACCAUGCAUUUUCACCAUGAUUUGCAUAGUAGAUCUCAAUGCCAGGCUCAGCAGUGAUGUGGCCAUCGAGCAAUACAACAAUGGAAGACACUUCUUUGUCGAGCAGCCUCAAGGCAGUGGUUUGUAUGAAGAGCAGCCCGUGAAAGAACAUCCACUCAUCCUAGAGAUGGCCGUGUUCCAGCCAGAUCUGACCUUCCGCAAGCCUGCGUUUGGUGUUCAAGCAGAGGCCCCAAGACCUCUUACAGAUGCUGCUGAUGCUGCAGUACGUGACGAUGCCAUUGUCCCAGUAGCACCUGAUGCUGACGAUGUUGCAGUUCCAGCCUGGUCCAAAUAUGAUCUUGGUUUUGCACUUCAACAACUGCGAUCUUUGAGAGAAGGUGUUGUUUCCGACCUUGCUGCAGAAUGGUUUGAAAGAAGAGGGAUCAAAGUUGUUUUCCGAGCGAAAGAGCAACACUGUGGUCUUGUGGAAAGACACAACCAGAUCCUUAGAGCCCAGCUGCACCUGUUGGAUGACCAGUCCAAUGUCGAAGGACUUGCUGUACCGUUUAGUGUCGUUUUGUCUGAGUCAGUCUUUGCCAAGAAUGCCCUUUUCCGAUGUGGUAAUGCCUCGCCUUACGAGGCGGUGUUUGGACGUGUUCCUCCAUUGCUUUCAGUUGUUGGUGAAGAGACUGUUGAAGCCUUGACAGACAGAGACGCAGCCCGCGUCAGACACUUGGCGCUUGGAAGCAUGAUCCAAGCAACUGCAGACCAGAAGGCAAGAACAGCAGAUAACACGAAGACCAGAAGAGCAGGACAACUUUUAGAACUUCAAACUGGCGAUCUUGUGGAUUUCUUCAGAAAGCCAAUAAGUAAGGAUUCCACUGGUUGGCAUGGUCCAGCGCAAAUAGUUGACUUGUCAAGCCUGCGAGAUGGUAUAGUCCAUAUCAAAUGGCAAGGCCGAGUUCUGUCAGCUAGAGUGCAAGAUAUCCGUUCUGCCCUUACUUUUGCAACUUUCUUGAUGCAGCCGUCCAAUCCCAUUCGUUUGUUCCGUGCGGAAGUUGAAGCUCAUCAAGGACAUUUGAUGCGUGUUGGAUGGGUUAAGCAAGGCAGAACAUGGAUUGAAUGCCAAGGUAACAAAGAAAACUUUGCACUUUUGUCUGCAGGACUUUAUGUGUCAGCCUGCUGCAUGCACCUGGAAGGAGUGGUAGGAUUCCGAUACGGAACAAAUGUGUCUCAACUCCCUGCCGUAGCUUUUGAUGACACUUUGCUUCUUUGGUGGAAUAGCCAGAACGGUGGUUUGACUGAAUGGUUCCAUUGUUUUACUCCUGGCAAUCGACUGCUCCAUGUGCAAACCAUCACUAAGAUGCCUGAAGCCUCAGUAGUCCAGUUUCUGAUGGUCGAUCAGUUUGAAGUGCAAUCUCUACGACAAGUGGUUCCCGAUGUGCCGCAUCUUGGAGGAACCCAUGAACCUGACUUCACCAACAUGCAUGACAAAACAGAAGAAGUGCUCAGGACUAGCGGUCAGAAAGCACUUGCAGAUGGUCAGCCUGAUCAUCAACCAAAGCCAUCACCUUCAGAAAAUGCCAAUGUUGAAACGGAUCACUUGGAUGAACGUGAAGUCCAGACUUCAAAUCCAGUGUUAGAAGGUCCAAGUACAGCUUGUGCACUUGCCGAUAAAUUUGAAGCUGGUAAACUUGCGUUGGAAGCAGACUUGGUGAUCGAUGCUGCGUCCGUGUUUGAUCAUACUGCAACAACUGAACCAAGAGCACCACAUGAUGCGACGAUGACGAUCCACUCCUUGAAACUGCGAGAGCCAGAACGGGAGUGCGCUGCUUUCGCUGCUUCCAAGAGCGAAAUUCGUGUCGUUGCAAGGAUCGCAAAGCCUAGUGAGCCUAGUGCCAAAAAGUCA